Babesia bovis T2Bo is the source of this 588-nucleotide messenger RNA. Its product is annotated as SmORF protein. NCBI's taxonomy places the organism in Eukaryota, Apicomplexa, Aconoidasida, Piroplasmida, Babesiidae. The transcript has a single exon. Bases 9 to 578 code for a protein of 189 amino acids. The record is from RefSeq and is a predicted model, not a curated record.
UUACCAACAUGGUAGCCUUCAACAUGUUAUGGAAGUUCAGUCUGGUGGUGGCACUUGGGCUGUCUGCCACCGCCACUUCUACUGAGGUAGCCCAGGAGAAACCAAAGAAGGAAUCGUUCGUAAGCAGAUUCUUUGGUAAGAGUGAAGAGCCUGACACAAAACCUCAAGAGGUACUUGAAGCAGCAAAGACAGACAAGGGUAAAGGAGGUCUCCCCAACUACGAUGUUGAAUGGCUUCUGGAAUCCAAACCGGAAAACAGAGCUGCCUUACUUAAGGCGAUACCAAGCGAUUUAGCCACGCAUGUGCCAAAAGACUACAAAAAGCGAAUGUGGUCAGGAAUAGAAGAAUAUAUGUAUGUAUUUUUCAAAAUAUAUGCCACUGAAUGGUAUCUGCUACCUGAGCCAGAAAGUAGAGCUGCACUACGUUACGUGUUGCCAAGGGAUUUGGCAGCAAAGGUUCCAGAGGACUGUAAUGAACCAAUAAAAACCGACGUGGAGAAAGACAUUAGGAGGUUAUUCUCAGAGACUUUCCAAAAGGAGAGAUUGACGCAUGGAUGGUCGUAUCAAGGCAAUUCGUAAAUCACAAAUG